UUCACAAUAGUUCACAACACUGUAGCAGGAAUUUUACCGGCUCUAAACAAUACUUUUUCUGUAUAAUGGCUGGCAAAAACCUUUUGAAAUUGGGCGCUCUAGAAGCUAAGAAGACUGCGUUCCUUCUUUGUGACAUCCAAGAAACGUUUCGUCCCCAUGUGAAGCAUUUUGGAGAAGUAGUCAGAGUCGCUAAUAAAAUGAUGGAAGCAGCAAAGUCUUUCCAAAUCCCAGUGUACGUCUCGGAGCAGUACCCCAAGGGUCUCGGUCACACCACGAAGGACAUCAAUGUUGCCAAUGCGGCCAUGGUCUACGAGAAGACGAAGUUCUCAAUGUUCACCCCCGAACUGCAGGAUAGGAUGAAAAAGGAUAUUCCUGAGCUUAGUUCUGUAGUCUUAUUUGGGAUUGAGGCCCAUGUCUGCAUAGAACAGACGGUGAUAGACCUCCUAAAUGAGGACAUUGUGGUGCACGUGUUGGCUGAUGGCGUCUCUUCAAGGUCGCUGAUGGAUCGAGGGUUGGCACUGCAGCGACUGCAGAAUAUCGGCGCAUUCGUCGGCUCGUCUGAGAACGUGCUUUUCAAGCUACUGAGGGACAAAAAUCACCCUGCCUUCAAACAGAUUUCUAAGCUUAAUGUUGCCCCCACUCCCGAUGAGUUUGGAGCCCAAACCCUUAAUAGCAAAAUUAAUUAAAAUUAUUAUUAUAAAUCCCCAAAACACUAGAGACCUGUGCCUAGCAGUAGGACGUAUACAGGGUGUUAGUGACAUCGUAACGAAUACUGAGGGGAUGAUUCCUUCAGACCAUGAUUUUGAGUUGAUAUCAAGUGGAAUUUUCCAUCGCAAAAGCAUGGAACUGAAAUUAAUUAAAACUCACAACUCAGCUUCAUGGUCUGAAUCAUCCCUCCAAGUUUUCGUUACGAUGUCACUUACACCCGGUAUAAAAUAAAGAAUUUAUUAUUGUAUUAAGUAUGUACUUUAUGUAGAUAUUGAUGUAAAUAAUAAUAUUUUAAAGAAACUUAUAUAAUUAUUAAUUUUAUUAUUACAGUACAGUUAACAAAACCA
Pectinophora gossypiella (pink bollworm) is the source of this 1055-nucleotide messenger RNA. Its product is annotated as isochorismatase domain-containing protein 1-like. NCBI's taxonomy places the organism in Eukaryota, Metazoa, Arthropoda, Insecta, Lepidoptera, Gelechiidae. The record is from RefSeq and is a predicted model, not a curated record. The transcript has 4 exons. Bases 66 to 686 code for a protein of 206 amino acids. Gene Ontology annotation, cellular component: cytoplasm.